Papaver somniferum (opium poppy) is the source of this 5490-nucleotide messenger RNA. RefSeq lists its product as uncharacterized. Bases 855 to 3569 code for a protein of 904 amino acids. The transcript is spliced from 2 exons. Lineage: Eukaryota; Viridiplantae; Streptophyta; Magnoliopsida; Ranunculales; Papaveraceae. The record is from RefSeq and is a predicted model, not a curated record.
GGUAGGUAACUUUCAGAAAUUAAAAUUCACAGAGAAAUUGGGUGAAACAAGAGAGCAGAGAAAGAAAAUUGAAUGCAAACAUAUUUUUGGAAUUGAAGUUGGUGUAGUUAGUGAAAGCACAGUUGAUGCAGAAUUACAGAACCAACAGGAUUCAGGGUUCGCAUUAAAUUCAGUUUUUAGUACUCAGAGAGAUAGAGAGUGAAAAGAGGGAGAGAGAUAAAAGGUUAGUUGCAACUGUAUUUCACUGCUUAGUUGGUUUUACCUUGUUCAGAAUUAUAUACUACUACUAUAUCCAUCUUCUUCAUAAAGUUAUUGUUUCCCACUUCUUUCAACACUCUUCCAGAAAUCUUCCAUGGGGAUUUUGGAUCUGGGUUUUCUUAAUUUUUGAUUUCUGUUUCUGGGUUUCCUUUGUUUUUUGUUUUUCAAUUGGUGGGGUUAAACUUACACCUUUUCAACUGAAUUUAGGGUUUCAGUUGGUCAAAAUUGAGAUUUUUAUGGAUGGUUGUUGAAUUUUAGUUGCAGGUUUAGUGGGUUGUUGUUGCAAGGUAUCUAGAAUUCAAGGGUUUCUUUUUCUCUCUUUCUUCUGAUUAAAAAGUGUAAAGAGGAGAAGAAGAAUCUCUUGGUAGUUUAAUUGGUUUGAAUAUCUUUUUGUUGGUUUAAAGUAAAGUCUUCCUCUGAAUAUCUCAAGUUUUCCCACUCCAAAUUUUGAUUUUUGAUUAAAGCACAUUCCUUUUGCUUUGCAUUGUUUUGGGACCAUUGAGGGGUUUGAAUGAUUUUCAAACAAGUGAGUGGUUUUUCAUUUGCAUUUUCAUUAUUAUCUUUGAAGUUUUGAGGAGGAAGAAGAAGAUGCAUCCAUGCAUUUUUCAAUAUGGAAGAAAAUAUCUCACUGUGCUGCAAGAAUACUAGACAAGAAGCAGAAAACAAAGAAGAAUAAGAAAUCUCAAAUUAAUAGAGAUGGAGAGAACAAGCUUAGGGAAGCAUUGGAAGAAGCUUCAGAAGAUGGGUCUCUUGUUAAGUCAAAAGUCAUUGUGGAUCAAGAAUCAGCCUCUAACCAAGCUGGGAAUAACAACAUAGUAAGAUCAAGAUCAUUAGCUAGACUUGAAACUCAAAAUGAAUUUCUUAGAGCUACAUCUCUUGCGGCUGAACAAACAUUCGAGACCGGGGACUCAUUACCUAAUCUUCAUGAAUGUUUCUCAAAGUUUCUUACAAUGUACCCAAAGUUUCAAUCUUCUGAGAAAAUUGAUCAGUUGAGGUCUGAUGAGUAUGGGCAUCUUUCAGAAUCUGGUUAUAAGGUAUGUCUUGAUUACUGUGGAUUUGGGUUGUUUUCGUAUCUUCAAAGUCUUCAAUAUUGGGAUUCGAGUUCAUUUAGUCUAUCUGAGAUAACUGCAAAUUUGGGUAAUCAUGCUUUAUAUGGUGGUGCUGAAAGUGGCACUUGUGAGUAUGAUAUAAAAUCUAGGAUCAUGGAUUACUUGAACAUACCUGAAAGUGAAUAUGGCCUUGUUUUUACUGUUAGUAGAGGUUCUGCUUUUAAAUUGUUAGCCGAAUCAUAUCCAUUUCAAACGAACAAGAAACUGUUAACCAUGUUUGAUUAUGAGAGCCAGUCUGUCAAUUGGAUGGCUCAGAGUGCUAAAGAGAAGGGUGCAAAGGUUUACAGUGCUUGGUUUAAUUGGCCAAACAUGAAACCGUGUGCCCAAGAGCUACGGAAGCGAAUGUCCAACAAGAAGAGGAGGAAAAAGGAUUCCGCAACUGGUCUUUUUGUGUUCCCUGUUCAGUCCAGAGUUACCGGGGCUAAGUAUUCUUAUCAGUGGAUGGCAUUGGCACAGCAGAACAAUUGGCAUGUUUUACUGGAUGCCGGGUCUUUAGGUCCCAAGGAUAUGGACUCGCUUGGGUUGUCAUUGUUUCGGCCAGAUUUUAUCAUCACUUCAUUUUACCGAGUAUUUGGAUCUGAUCCAACUGGAUUUGGUUGUCUUCUUAUAAAGAAAUCUGUGAUGGCAAGUUUGCGGAACCAAAGUGGAAGUGCUGGUUCUGGAAUGGUAAGAAUUGUCCCAGUCUUCCCGCAGUAUUUGAGCGACUCCAUCGAUGGCUUGGAUGGUUUGAGAGGAAGGGAGGAUGAUGGAAUCACUGCUGAUGAAGAAAUGAUGCCAGAAACCCACAAAGGGUCGCAGUUGCCUGCUUUUUCUGGUGUGUUUACUUCUGGUCAGGUAAGUGAUGUCUUUGAAGCUGAGAUGGAACACGACGACAGUUCUGACAGAGAUGGGGCAAGCACAAUAUUUGAAGAAACUGAGAGUAUUUCAAUAGGUGAUAUGAUGAGGAGUCCAGCUUUCAGCGAAGAUGGGUCUUCAGACAACUCUUUGUGGAUUGAUUUGGGUCAUAGUCCUUUUGGAUCUGAUCAUUCUGAGACUUUGGGAAAAUCAAAACUGGAUUCUCCAUUACCUCCUCCAUGGUUUAGCAGCAGGAAACACCAUAACCGAAUCUCCCCCAAACCUAUCUAUGACGACAAGCGGCUAAACCUUGGAGCACAUGAAGACGGAGUCCUCUCUUUUGAUGCAGCUGUUUUAUCUGUCUCACAGGAACUGGACCAUCUCAAGGAAAUUCCUGAGGAGGAACAAUAUGCAGAAACAGAUUCAGUUUUUAAAAAGAGCAUAAAGGAUGCAAAUGAGCAUUUCAGUGAGAUUCAGGAAGAACCCACAAUCAGAGAGUCAACAUCUGGGUCUAAGUCCAAUACUGCUCUAAAUCAAUUAGCCAAUAAUGGAAAGGGGUCAAUCUCUGAGAUACGCCAAGAAAAAGAAAGUGCAAUAAAAAGAGAAACAGAAGGUGAAUUUAGGCUUUUGGGAAGGAGAGAUAACAAAUUUGCUGGUGGGGGUAGAUUUUUCGGCGUGGAGGAUAAUGAACGUGCUAUAAGCUUCGGCCAAAGGGUAUCUUUUAGAGUGGAUGAAAACCAGAAAGAACGUCUGAGCAAUACGUUGGAGUCAGGAGAAGUUUCUGGGAUCUUUGAUGAUGAUUCAGUAAUUGACGAAGAAGAAUAUGAGGAUGAGCAAGAGUGGGCUAGAAGAGAGCCUGAGAUAAUAUGUCGGCAUCUUGAUCAUGUUGAUAUGCUGGGCCUUAAUAAAACAUCUCUCAGAUUGCGUUAUUUGAUCAAUUGGCUUGUUACUUCGUUGCUGCAGUUGAGGUUUCCUGGUUCAGAUGAGAACUUGGGCACUCCUCUUGUCCAGAUAUAUGGCCCUAAGAUCAAAUACGAAAGGGGUGCAGCUGUAGCAUUCAAUGUGACAGAUGGUAGUGGUGCACUGGUUCACCCUGAAAGUGUUCAAAGACUGGGCGAGCAAAAUAACAUCUCUCUAGGUAUUGGUUUUCUUAGUCAUAUUCAGGUCGACGAUCCAAAACAACGUGCAAAUGGGGGACAUGGGAAGGAAAAGGCAUUUGCUCGGGUUGAAGUGGUGACAGCAUCUCUCAGCUUUCUCACAAAUUUUGAAGAUGUGUAUAAGAUGUGGGCUUUCAUUGCAAAGUUUCUUAAUCCAACUUUCAUUGAAUGUGAAGAACUAUCCAGUGUUCCAGAAGGUUCAGAAACAUAAUAUUUUUGAGGUCGGUAGUAUGUGCAUUUUGUUUCUACGGUUAGGAAGUUUGUUAUUAUUUUUCUUCUUGUGCAGUUUGUUCCAUUUCUGCUUACUCCACGAGAGAAUUAUAACGUCAGUUGACUAAUUUGUUCAUUUUUAUUUAAUUUUUUCCUCGUUCCUUUCAAAUGCAUUUUUCCUCAUUUCCUUCUAUUCUUUGUCCUGUUUGACUAGAAAAUUGCUUCCCCUCUGAUAUGUUCAAGUGACGUUACUGAUUUGUAUAUUUCAUGUGAUUGAGAAAUUUAGUUGCUGUGUCACCUGUGCAAUUUGUAGAACUUCUGUUUGAACUAUGAUUGGUCCUGCUGCAGCUGACCAGGUAUAUGCUCUGGCUAGUUAGCAAAAUUAUGACCAUUAUCUUAAUGUAUAUUCUGACCUUAGGAAUGUAUUAGUAUAAUGUGAUUGGUAACAGAAUGGAAUUCUUAUGAGAAAGGAAAUGAACUUUAUUACUUACAGAAAACAGAUUAUUCUUCUCAGCAAGAACUUCUGUUGCAAUGUUGUUGGGGAUAAGGGCUAUGGACCUAUGGUCCAUGGAUGUCAAUGAAAACUACCUGGGCAUUAAAAUUCUUCAACCAGCUCAUAUGUGCAGUACCUAUAUCGAGAAGAUGGAGACUAAACUAGCUGGGUGGAAGUGACAUUCUCUGUCUCGCGUGGGAAGAAUGCAGUUGAUAAGAUCGGUUCUUGCUCUCAUCCCUGUCUACUUCAUGGCAACAUCAAUGAUUCCUGUGCAGGUCGAGACUUGAUCAAACAAUCUGAAAUUUUUGGUGUUGGCACAACUCUUGGCAUCUUUACUGCAUAAAUUGGGAUUGGUUUCUAAAGAGCAAAGACAAGGGCGGAUUUGAUAUACAGUCACUAGAACAACUUAACAAGGAAGCUAAUGAGGCAGCUGCUUAAUCAAGCCUAUGGAAGGCCACACUGUCCGUUAGGAAUGAGUCAAGGGAAGGAUGUUUUUGGAAGACGGAAAAGAAGGUAACAUUUGGCAAGACCCGUGGAUACCUGCUAUCAGUUCCCGUAGGCCUGAAUCAGACAAUCUGCACCAAUCUCAAGUGUCAUCAGUUAACGAGCUAAUGGUCUGUAGUGGCAGUGGUGCUCUGAGUUGGAACUUAGCUCUCAAAACUCUAUUUUGAGUUGGCAGUAAUACUGCAGUUGAUGCUAUUCAGGCAGGGGGCGAGGGACAAACUAGUAUGGAAGUACACGCACACCUACUGGAGAAAUCAGCUCGGAAUCCUUUCAGAAAUAACUGGAGGAUGAUCGUGGUCAGUCUUCUUCUAGCUCCAGUAAUCCUUUCCUGUGGAAAAAGCUUUGGCAGGUUGAAAGCUAGCUGAGUUUGAAGAACAAGUACGGGACCUUUUGCUAUGGUGCAAACACUUUAUGGGGAAUCUGGAAAAGUAGAAACUUGAAUAUUUCGAGGAUAAAAAAUUAAAAAUCCAUUGGUGCAGGAAGUUAUUUGUGAGUCAAUCUCAUUGUUCAAGGAGUAGUUUAAACAUGAAGAAGGUGAGCAAGUUAUUCCUUCAACAACUACCGAACCCUCUGGAAGUUGACAUUGUAAAGAUAAAUUGAUGGAGUUCAGGAUUAUAAGGCCUCUGCUGCUGUGAUAGCCAAUUUUCAGGCUGCAACAUCCAGUCAAUCUGACCCACUUAUAGCUGAGACACAAGGUGUGAUCUUAGCGUUCAAGUUUACCCAGAGAAUGUAGCUCGACAAGAUCAUUAUUGAAGAUAACUGCCGUCAACUAGUUCUCUUUUGUUUUUCUGUUAGUUUGCUAAAUCUUGUAUUGCUUGGUAUCAUAAAAAGAAUUACAUGAGGAUUUAAUUGCAAAGCCGUCAAAUAUCUCUGGAAACAUUGUAAGAAGAGAUCUCACAACAGAAUUUGAUUAUUUAGAUUGUUA